AAAGAGAAUUCCGUGUUGCGUUCGACGGACGCGAUAAAGAGCGUGGCCGCCACCUCCUUUUUCUCCUUCUCCCGCUCCUCCUCUGUCUCCGCACCAGCGACUCUCGCGAAUUUCGCGGCCAAUGCUUGUCGUAACGCGUAAUCGUACCGCGGUAUCGAAGCGGAGAAGCGGGUUUCGCGCGUCCGCUGUACUUGGUCGCGAGAUAGUGCGGCCGACGAAUGCGUGGUGGUCGCGUCCGUUCUUGAAACGACAUCAUCGUCGUCAUUGUCCUCUUUCCUUCCGGAGCAAGUAGAACGCGCUGCUCGUGCACGUGUGUGAUCCCGCGAGCGAUUAAAAGCCGGUCCCGUUCCACCCUCGGCUACUCGCUACUCCGACGAACGGCCGUCAAUCGGCGGGAGGGGGAGAAGAGUGCAAACCGGCGAACCGCGCGCGAAUCUCACGGAAACGACGUGUCCCGUUCGUGGACGCGCGAAAUAUAAAAAAAAAAAGGGAAAAAAACCAGCUAAAAAACGCCGAGCGACGUGUCUAAAAUUCGACGAUACAAAGUGCAUAGAGCCGUCCUUGUCGCGCCGACGAGGUUUCGCGAGGUGCAACUCGUCGCGAGGCGAUUUCCGCAUGGCAUAACGCUUUUUUUUUUCUUUUAUUCCUCUUUACGACUUCGCCACUCUAGUAUGCCGCGUUGCGGCGACGCUCGACGAUCGUCGAUGUCCGGUCUUAAUGAAGAAAGAGCUUUAUUCCUCGACGACGAGCGAUGGCGAGGCCUCAUCGUUUAGCGGCGGAUUUCAUUUCGCGAAAGUUCCUGCACUUUCUAAAGAUAAGGAUGUCGAAGCGGCUGAGCUUUUACGGUCUGGUAGCUUUGGCGUCCAUCUGCAUCUUCUUCCUAGCAUUCAACCAGCGUUACAGCAGCUAUCUCGAGCAUCGACUGCAGCCGAUGAUAUCGGAUGUUGAGAUAAGGCCGCGGACCACCAAAAUCCAAGAGCCGGUAACGGUAAGCCAGGCAUAUAUUACGGGAUCCACGGACAAUGCCACGAUCACCGAAAUUCAGGAGGUGGUCGAUCAAGAGAGGAAGGCGAUUAAAAAGGAAAUGGAAAAUUAUGAGUAUCCAAACGGAAGAUAUGGAAUAAAUGUGAGCAAACUUGAAGAUCUGGUGAUGGAGAAGGGCGGUAGACCCAUGAGAAGCAUAAUUCUAACAAGUUGGAGAAGCGGCAGCACGUUCCUCGGUGACGUGGUGAAUGCGCAUCCGGCCAAUUUUUAUCAUUACGAACCGUUACUCGACUAUGGAAUUGUGCAAAUCCGAGAGUCGCCACUCGCUGAAGAAUCCUUGACAAGGAUAAUUUCUCUGUUGAAUUGCGAAUACAAAGAACUCGAUCGGUACCUGGAUUACGGGAAGACUCAUCCUUGGGUAUUCAAUCACAAUACGCAUUUAUGGCGACAAUGCCAAGCGCAUAAACGCAUCUGCUGGGAUCCGCGUUUUGUUUCCAAAUUUUGUCGACUCUUCCCAUUCCAAUCAAUGAAGCUUGUACGACUGAGGUUGCGUGUGGCAGAAAGCCUUUUGGCCGAGGAAGAUCUAGGUGUAAGACUAGUUCUACUCAUUCGCGAUCCUAGAGGCAUUCUGCAAUCCAGAAAACACAGGGAAUGGUGUCCCGCUAAGCCUGACUGCUCUGAUCCGGCUUUGGUCUGCGCAGACAUGGUAUCCGACUUCAGUGCGGCGGUAGAACUGUCAAAAAAAUAUCCACGUUCUUUUAGGGUGGUGCGUUACGAGGAUCUGUCCGUAGAUCCUUACAGACAUGUGAACGAGCUUUACAAUUUUUAUGGUUUGAACUUUCACAUAAAUGUGAAGAGAUUCUUGGACACGCACACGAAGAACGAUGUGGGCGGAGUGUCGAGCACCUUCCGCAAUUCCAAGGUCGCGCCGUUUCACUGGCGGGCCGACUUGGAUUUCGAGGAGGUUCGUGAAAUACAGAAGGUAUGUGCGACCGCCAUGCGAUUAUGGGGAUACGUGAUGGCCUUAAAUUCCACUCACCAAAAAGACUUUGAUCCUAUCACAAAUUACCGGCUCCAAUUGUGACAGCUGGCAGACGACAUGCUCAAUGUAGAUAUGAUGUAUAGUAUAUUGGUAUAACAAUGCGGCAGCGAAAGUGCCGUAAUUCGUAUAAAUUUUUAGCGAAAGGUGCUAGCGGUCACUCAGGAAGAUAGCCACGUAACAGGAAUGUAGUUUUAUUCGAAACGGGAAAUUUGCGGGAUACUGAAUUUUUAGAUUUGUGAAACCAAUAAUGAGGCUACUUCUUUAAAAAAAAAAAAGUCACAAAUGGAUACAUUCAUAAUUUUUGUAUCGUAUGACUACCAUGAUCUAAAUCACAGGGUGUUAAAGUAAAUUCCUGAGAGCUUGACAUGCGACACAAAUUAUGUCUAACCAUAUCGACGAAAACGUUGCAGGUGCACUCCAAACGUUUCUAAAUAUUGUGAAUCUUUCAAGAGAGAGGAAGAAGGGUAUUUUGUGUCUAAUGUAUAAACUAUAUUCAUUAAUAUUAAAUGUAAUUAUAGAUAGCUUGUAAAAAGAGAUUUAUAAUGAUUAUCGGAUCUCAUUAUAUAUUAUCUUUUUACAUAUUUAAGUACUCCACAUAAGAGAAAAUUUUUAUAUCGAUUACGGAACGCAAAGUGCACCCCCUCCCCCUCCUUCUUGGAUUCAUACGAAUUCAUCGCUAAAAACAAGAGACGACCAAAUUUAAUUUUUUAUCUUAUUAAUCAAUGACAUAUAUUACUAUAUUACGAACGUGGAAAUAUACUCAUAUAUAAAACAAAGAAUAUUUAUCUAAUAAGAAAUGUAUACAAUGGCAAAAGAGAUUUUAUCCAUCGAUGAACGAUUACUCGAAUCUCCUAACGUUUAAGAUCGUGUCUUGUAAUAUUAUCAACAGUGUUAAGAACACCUAUUUCUGCGCCGUUCGACGGAAAAUUUCCAUCAAUAUUUAUUGUGAUUCACGAAAGGGAGAAGGUACGAGCACGAUAUCAAUUAGCUCGUUCAUACUACGGAACACGCGAUCUUAUCUUUUGCUCAUACGGCAAUCGCGACGUCCGGCCCGAAGAAAUGGUUGGGUGGUGUAUGUCAAGGACGAGAAUAUACGAGUUUCCAUUCCACCGGCCUGAUUAGCGGCCAACGACGAAUUAUAAGUAUAUAGACGCGACCAACUUGCCCGCGAGCGCGUGUGAUUUUUAUAAUGUACGACUUGGUCGUAAUAGCAUUGCACAGUUUAGAUACAAGAUAGAAAUAUUACCGUGAGCUGUUUGUUGGUGAUUUAGAGUAAGAAUAAGAAUACUUUUUUGAAUCUUUACACGCUACGUAUUGAUUAUUCUGGAACAGCCUAGUCGGGCUGACUGGCACACUCUCCGUUAUGUAUUAUAGUGUAAUUAUGUUAUAUAUUAUGUAUUCGCGAUUGUAUUGCUCUCGCGUCCUUGUGUUAUGCAUCGAGCGCCAGUUUAUCAUCAGCUCUCUGUGUAAUCGAAUCUUACUACACGUUCACUUAGGAUCAAUUUCGAUAAGCGUAUAUUAUGUUGUUAAAUAUUAUACACAAUAGAGUUUGGAUAUUGGGAAAUCGAGAUAUUAUGACCUCGCGCUUCUCCUUCGUUUUAUUGGAGGACAGUCCCCAAAAUCCGGACCCUGAUUAUUAUUUAUGUUGUUCCAUUGUCACGCUGCAUAAAACAAAGAUUAACGAAGUAAAUACGAUGAUUUCUCGUACGUACUGGUGAGAUCAGAUGUGAUAGCGUUUGCGUAUAAAGUUGACAAAUCACUUGAUGCGAUCGUUAAUACAAAUAACACCAUCGUGCUAUCUCACGCCAUUAUUUCUCGUGGAAUGAGUAUCUAGUCCAAAAGGAACGCGUAUUACUUCGCAUUUUGUACCUUAGAUGUAAAGGUUCUCCAAUAAAAGAAUCAUAUUUCUAUGGAA
This is a messenger RNA of Solenopsis invicta (red fire ant), 3941 nucleotides long. Its product is annotated as carbohydrate sulfotransferase 5. Gene Ontology annotation, molecular function: N-acetylglucosamine 6-O-sulfotransferase activity. The record is from RefSeq and is a predicted model, not a curated record. Gene Ontology annotation, biological process: sulfur compound metabolic process; N-acetylglucosamine metabolic process. The transcript has 8 exons. Bases 752 to 2068 code for a protein of 438 amino acids. NCBI's taxonomy places the organism in Eukaryota, Metazoa, Arthropoda, Insecta, Hymenoptera, Formicidae.